GGCGGCCCGCCCUAGCCGCCCGCCCGCGUUCCACCGUUGGGCGACUUUCCUCGCUACCGGAACUUUACAGUGAAAUGUGGAUAGCCUUAAACUAGUGGAAAACUUGACCAAAUGAUGACAAAAUAAUGAACAGAAAUAUUAGUAAAGUGUUGUUUAUGAAUGGGGAAACAAAAGAUUUUGGGUUGAUUGAUUUGACGUGAAUUAUAACCUAAGUCUAGAUAGCCCAAGAUCAUCAUAAAUCUUAAUACAAAAUAUGUUGUGAGCAAAAACUCCAGUGUAGUUAGGAAUCAAAUAAAGACCAAAGUGAAAAUGUGAAAGUGACGUGGUAUUUCGUGAAGCGUGAAGUAUGUUUCCACCAUGAGGAGAUGGCAAGCGGCAUUUUACCUGAUCGUCAUAUGGACAGAUAACAGCCUGGUGAUGUCUCUUCUAUCAGGGAACAGCAUCCUGAAGAUCAUCCCUGAUUUUCUGAACUCUAAAGUGACGGAGUCGACGACUGAAGAGCCGAAUCGCACGGUGCUGGUGAUGUCAACUGUGCUGGUGAGGAACGUGGUGGAAACUACGUCACAGGAGACGCUAGAGACUACAGCUGGAUCUUAUGAGAACCUACCAGACCCUCCAGACGAGUCGUAUCCAGUGCAGUACGCUGGGGUCCCGCAGAAUCUGCAGGUUUUCCCCCUACCGCUGCCCGGGGCCGACCACGAGCUGAUGUUCAACGUGUCCUGGGAAUCGUCUUUAGGAGAGUUCUGA
Molecule: messenger RNA, 747 nt
Organism: Ostrinia furnacalis (Asian corn borer)
Lineage: Eukaryota; Metazoa; Arthropoda; Insecta; Lepidoptera; Crambidae
Exons: 4
Coding region: 358-747 (129 amino acids)
Source: RefSeq, a predicted model, not a curated record